AUGUCAAACACGACGGCUUCCGCCAAAGUCGGGAAGCCGCCUAACAAUACCAGGGAUUUCAACAUCAUCAGGGGCAUCUACCGCCAAUAUGGUGUUACCACGGUCGACCCCAGCCUAGGUUACAUAUUCGCCGCCAAAGAGCCCCCGAACGCGGUUCACGAAUCGAAGCAGGCAGCCAUCAUCGCCGGCAUGGUCAUUGUAAUGCUUGCCAUCAUCAUUCCGACCGUAGCAAGGCUGGUUGUCAAAUGGCGUGGGUCUCAAACGAAAUUCGGGUGGGAUGAUUGGGUUAUUGCCGCUGCUUCGAUCCUCGCCGUCGUAUACCCUAUCCUUCAAAUCCUAGUUGUUGUAGAUGCCGGAGGUGGACUUCACACCUGGGAAAACACUUACGACGACUACCAAUUUUAUUCGUAUUACCUGACCAUCUGUCGACUUCUCUACUAUCCCACGGUCGGUAUCAUCAAGAUUUCCAUCACGUUGUUCAUCCGCCGUCUUGUCGACACAGCAUACAAGACCUGGAAAAUCAUCGCCGAUAUAUUUUUUGCCAGCCUAAUUGCUUACGUUCUACUUGCCGUCUUCUGGGGCAUAUUUAUUUGCAGCCCUCCAAGGGUUGUAUGGGACAGAGAAUACGCGGGGAGCCUGCAAGAGCCAGCGACAUGUGGAAACCAGCUGUUGCAAGCCAAGGUUCUUAGCAUAAUCCACGUCGUCCAGAGUAUCCUACUUCUAGCGACGCCCAUCAUUAUCUUGUGGAAUGUUCGCAUAGACUGGGGCAAGAAGACGAGGCUUUUCAUCAUCUGGGCGGCUGGAGGCCUCACAGUUUCCGGCGGCUUGCUACAGCAAACGCAAAAGUUUACAUCUACUGACAUAUUUUGGGAUUAUACAGUUAUCCUGAGGUGGACGGUGCUUGAUAUAUCCAUGGGUUUUGUCACUGCCUCCCUGCCAGUAUUGGACGCAGCCAUCAUGGGCUCAUGGCAUACAGCCAAGUCUUCGCUCGGGUUCUCCAACCCGGACAGACACGGUAACAGCAGAAACACCACGAACGCAGAGCAAACAAUUUCCUCCAAGUCACAAAAGCUCCACACCAGUUCAUCCGAGAAUAUCAUCGGAAAGGAUAAUGGAGUUGAGUUGGAUACUAUACAGCACAACAGGCACGAGGAGCCAAGGGAAAGUUCGGAUGCGGAUACCACAGGCCGUGAUCGGAAGCAUGGAGUGAAUACUAUGGUAUGA
Messenger RNA from Colletotrichum truncatum, 1224 nucleotides. RefSeq lists its product as uncharacterized. NCBI's taxonomy places the organism in Eukaryota, Fungi, Ascomycota, Sordariomycetes, Glomerellales, Glomerellaceae. The record is from RefSeq and is a predicted model, not a curated record.